AUGCUUUCAGGUCACUGCGCUGUGAGGAGAAAAGGUGCAUGCUCAGCCGGAUGGACGAUGACUCGCCGUGUCAGCCGCCACGCAGUUUUAUCUACGAGUUGGACUCAACCCUCCAGUGGCGUGCCUUUCGGUCUUGCCGUUCUUCCAGUUCUCUGUGUGUGGCGGUUUCCCCCCUUGUGCGGCGGGGACGAAAGACACCGAGACAGGGGGGUCGGUCGCCUGGCUCAGCGCUUCGGCGCAGUUGACGCAGCCCAGCAGCGGACGCCUCUCGCGUUGCAUGGCCGCCCCACCAUCUUCCUGCGGUUUGCCCCCUAUGAUGACAUAACGCCGUCUUUCUCGCUUCCACUCCAUCUUCUGUCGAAGACGAAUCAGCGUGCGCUUCUUGGCGCCUCGCGCCGCCGCCGACCGUCUUUUUUCGCGGGCGGCGACCUGGGGCGUGGCUUCGCGGCUGUCCUCCGACGCGGACUUUUGGGGAAUUUGGAGCGGAUGGCCUUUCUCUGA
Molecule: messenger RNA, 501 nt
Organism: Besnoitia besnoiti
Lineage: Eukaryota; Apicomplexa; Conoidasida; Eucoccidiorida; Sarcocystidae
Exons: 1
Coding region: 1-501 (166 amino acids)
Source: RefSeq, a predicted model, not a curated record